Messenger RNA from Nelumbo nucifera (sacred lotus), 971 nucleotides. RefSeq lists its product as uncharacterized. NCBI's taxonomy places the organism in Eukaryota, Viridiplantae, Streptophyta, Magnoliopsida, Proteales, Nelumbonaceae. Gene Ontology annotation, molecular function: GTP binding; GTPase activity. The record is from RefSeq and is a predicted model, not a curated record.
AUCGCUAAAUUUCUUGCACGAAAUAGGGUUCCUUUUUGGUUUCCCUUCUCCUUCUCCCCUCUCUCCAGUGGACGAAACCACUCGGUCUCUUUCUCUCUCAAUCUCGCUAUCGAAGGACCCCCAGAAGCUGUCGAUCUCGUACUUUGGGUUUAGUUCGAUUUGGAUAGAAGAUGGGAGCCUUUAUAUCAAGAUUCUGGUUCAUGUUAUUUCCUGCGAAGGAAUAUAAGAUAGUCGUCGUUGGAUUGGACAACGCUGGCAAGACAACGACUCUCUACAAAUUGCACUUGGGGGAGGUUGUCACUACACACGCCACGGUUGGGAGCAACGUCGAAGAGCUUGUAUAUAAGAACAUUCGGUUUGAGGUCUGGGAUCUUGGAGGACAAGAGCGACUAAGAACAUCAUGGGCGACAUAUUACCGUGGCACCCAUGCCGUCAUUGUGGUGAUAGACAGCACUGAUAGGGCAAGGAUUAACAUAAUGAAGGACGAGUUGUUCAGGUUGCUCCAACACGAAGACCUUGAGCAUUCUGUCGUUCUCGUAUUUGCAAACAAGCAGGAUCUCAAGGAUGCUAUGUCCCCAGCAGAGAUAACAGAUGCACUUUCACUUCACAGCAUCAAGAAUCAUGACUGGCACAUCCAAGCAUGUUGUGCUCUCACAGGAGAAGGAUUGUAUGACGGCUUGGGAUGGAUAGCCCAGCGUGUGACUGGGAAGCCCACAACUUGAGAAGAAGUGGGAUGCUUUUCUUUUUGGAUCGGCAAGGCAAGGAUCAACAUGAUGUACUUUCAUGGAUGUUUUGUUUUGAAGAGCGAAAAGAAAAGCUUCCCCAUUUGUGUACAAUCAUUCAUCCGUGUUUGAAUUCCCAAAGAUAAAAUUAUGUUAUCCAUUUGCCUAAAAAGUUAUAUUGUGUACAAUCGAAUAUUUCAUCUUUGAUUUGUCAAUUGUCAAAAAUAACAGAUUGACAGGUGUUUGUGA